Sardina pilchardus (European sardine) is the source of this 651-nucleotide messenger RNA. RefSeq lists its product as uncharacterized. The record is from RefSeq and is a predicted model, not a curated record. Bases 1 to 651 code for a protein of 216 amino acids. The transcript has 4 exons. Lineage: Eukaryota; Metazoa; Chordata; Actinopteri; Clupeiformes; Clupeidae.
AUGACCAGCACAUUCUCUUUGCGAAGAAAGGAAAUUGUUGAGGACCAGCCACUUGUGACGGUCAUCAAAGAUAGAUGGCCAGCACUGUUCUCUGAACGUCAGAUUGAAGCCGAGUUUGCUCGCCUCACCACUGUUGACCUGAAAGGCUGUUUCUUUGCUGGCCUGGACAAGUAUCUGCAGAGGUUCAUUGAUCUCUACAGAGCCAAGACUGGUGUGGUGGAGCUGAAGAAGCUGUUGACAACACUGGAUAGUGAUUGUUCCAACCAAUGGAGAAGGACCAUCGUGCUGAUGAGGCUCCCCCACUACCUCAAAGAUGUUGCGUCCAACUUUUACAAGAAAGUUCAGGCCACAGUUGCUGAGGAGGACAUGACGAGAGGAAUGACCGUGGGCAUCCUCGUGGUGGCAGACGGGAAUUAUACUUUUGGUUUCGCUGUGGUCAUCGAGGAAGAAAUCAUCCUUCCGUCGCUCAGUGAUUUUCCAACAGCUGUGGCACUUCUAAUGGGUCUGCUCUACGCACUGAACAUUGACUACCCCAAAGAUACAAGGUACACAUUUGAAGUCAUUCAGAAGGUGCUCAUGGACAUUGGUGGAGGCCAUUGCAUUGCGUUGGUUCAUGGCUUGAGAAACAGACUCUUGAGGAAAACCAUGUAA